Blumeria graminis f. sp. triticale is the source of this 933-nucleotide messenger RNA. The record is from the annotation of a GenBank genome assembly. NCBI's taxonomy places the organism in Eukaryota, Fungi, Ascomycota, Leotiomycetes, Helotiales, Erysiphaceae.
AUGGCUGAUACGCGCUUUAAGUUGAAUACCGGCGCAGAGAUACCAGCGUUAGGCUUAGGAACCUGGAGGUCAGGUCCAGGAUUGGUUCAAAAAGCUGUUACACACGCCUUAUCAGUAGGGUAUAGACACAUUGACUGCGCAUACGUUUACGAAAAUGAGUCUGAGGUUGGCGAAGCUUUAGGUGAGGCUUUUUCAAAGGGAUUGAAGCGUGAGGACGUUUUCAUUACCACCAAGCUUUGGUCUACAUAUCAUUCUCGAGCAGAGGAAGCACUUGAUAAGAGUCUCAAAAGCCUUGGAUUGGAAUAUGUUGAUCUUUAUUUGAUGCAUUGGCCUUUUGCUAUGAAUCCUCAUGGUAACCACGAUCUAUCUCCGCGAGCGCCAGAUGGAACACGCGAAAUAGUCAGGGAUUGGUCACAUGUAAAAACAUGGAAAAGUAUGGAGAACCUCUUGGCUACAGGUAAAGUCAAGGCGAUCGGAGUUUCCAACUGUUCUGUUCCUUAUUUAGAGGAAUUAAUUGCGGAAGCAAAAGUCAUUCCUGCUGUCAACCAAAUAGAAAAUCAUCCAUCGCUUCCACAACAAGAGAUUGUUGAUUAUUGCCAUUCGAAGGGUAUUCAUAUUACGGCCUAUAGUCCUUUUGGAAGUGCAGGAUGCCCAAUGUUCACUGAACCAACAAUCGUAAAAGUGGCCGAGCAUAGAAAUAUUACACCGGCGUCAGUGCUGUUGAGUUAUCAGGUCACUCGAGGAAUUUCGGUUAUCCCCAAAUCAGUCACUCCUGAACGCAUAACAGAAAACAAAGAUUCCACGACCAUCCUCAGCCCCGAAGAUAUGAAGAUAUUAAAUGAGUAUUCAGAAGAAUUACGAAAAUCAGGAAAGCUGAAGAGAUAUAUUGUGCCGCAAUUCGGGGUAGAUCUUCGCUUUCCUGAUAUGGAAUGA